AUGGCGUACUCUCGUCGGGCCUCUCACGCCGGCAGUUGGUACGAAGGCUCGGCAACGAUGCUUAAGGCGACAGUGGACGACUUGCUUGAGAAGGCGAAGGACUUUCAGUGGGCUGGUGGUGAGACUCUUGUCGGCGUCAUUUCACCACACGCCGGAAUCAGCUACUCCGGCACAACCGCAGCACACGCGUAUAAGGCCCUGUGUCAUUACAUCUACGGGCCUAAGGGAAACAACGUCUCUCAUAUUUUUUUGUUGGGCCCCGAUCAUCAUCAAGGGUUUGAGGGCGUGCAAAUCUCUGGCGCAGAGCAGUACGAAACUCCGUUUGGUGCAAUUCCCAUUGAUACGUCGGUUGCUUCGGAUGUUUAUCAAGCGCUGAAGGCUGCCGGGGUACGAACAGCGCACAUGUCGCAGCUCACCGACGAGGAGGAGCACUCUAUUGAAAUGCAGCUGCCAUUUAUCUCACAUAUCCUGCACUACCCACCGGCCGGUGCGACACGGGCAAAAGAUCGAAUUCGACUCGUUCCAAUGGUGGUUGGCUGGACGGACCGUGAGGUGGAGGAACGCAUGGGCGCUGUCCUCUCGUCCUACGCUCGGGACCCACGCAAUAUAUUCGUGCUCAGCUCCGACUUCUGCCACUGGGGCUCAAGGUUCCAGUACAAGUUUCACUAUCAAAAAACGGAUUACCCCGCAAUUGCCGACGCCAUUAUCGCCAUGGAUCAUGAGGGGAUGGAAUGGCUGGAAAAGCGGGAUAUGAACGGUUGGUAUGACUAUCUUAACAAAACACGUAACACUAUUUGCGGUCGGCGGCCCAUUUCCGUAGGCAUAGAGGCCAUAAAAAACGAGAAGGCGACAUCUGUGCGCUUCCUACAUUACUCGCAGUCAAACCGCUGUUCAGGCCCUUCAGACUCCUCUGUCAGCUACGCCAGUGCUGUUAUCACGCAUAGUUGA
Molecule: messenger RNA, 948 nt
Organism: Trypanosoma conorhini
Lineage: Eukaryota; Euglenozoa; Kinetoplastea; Trypanosomatida; Trypanosomatidae
Product: protein MEMO1
Exons: 1
Coding region: 1-948 (315 amino acids)
Source: RefSeq, a predicted model, not a curated record